CCCGGGCCGGAGGCGGCCGGGGAGGGCAGCGCGCGCCCCGCGCAGACCGCAGAGGCGGGCGCCGCCGUCCAGCCGCCCCCACGCCCGGCCCUCGGCGCGGCGAUGGGCGCGGCUGCCUGCCCUUGCCCUGCCCCCCGUCCCUCCCGGUACUUUCCAGCCCCGCGAACCCGCGAGAGACCCGCGGACCGCGGGCGUCCCGCUGCCAGACGCGGGUUUGGAGCUUUUCGGCGGUCGGAGACCUGGUGAGACCAGAGAGGAGUGGGAUUCCCACCACACCAGGGCUGGAGAAAAUACCAGAGAAGCACUAAGGGAAGCUGGAUGCAGCAAUAAGUCAGCUAUCUGCAAACUGGAAGAGGGCUCUCACCAGAAUUCAAUCAUUUUGGACCAUGAUCUUGGACUUCCAACCUCCAGAACUGUUUAAUUGGCUUCCUUUCCUUCUGGACCUGUGUGAGAGUACUUGGAGCAGUGACUGCCAUCUGGUGGCAAGCCAGAAUCAUCACUUUGUGUAAUCUAAUGGUUACCAGGAUGCCCACUCUUGCUUCACAUGGUAUGCACUGGCAUCAGGGCACAAAGAGAGCCUGGAAGGUGUCUGAUGAACGAGCCUAGUGAAAUAGCCUUUUACUUCCACCUGAAUGGGUUGUUUUCAUCCCAGAUUCUGAGCCAAGAGCCAGCUCCAAAAUGGUGCCUCUGAAGAAAAGAUUUGAAUUGUUUUUGUGUUUUAGUCUAAGAUCUGCUGGUUACCCACCAGCAGAUAACCAAGACUGUGAAUAAGCACACACCAAAAGGGGCAUGUGAUGUCAUGGAGCCUGAAAUAAACUGCUCCGAAUUGUGUGACAGUUUUCCUGGCCAGGAGCUGGAUCGGAGUCCUCUUCAUAAUCUCUGCAGGACAAUUACCUCUUCCCAUUAUAGCAGUAAGACCAUUUCCUCAUUAUCUCCUGUUCUCUUGGGUGUUGUUUGGACCUUUCUCAGCUGUGGACUUCUUUUGAUAGUCUUCUUUCUUGGCUUCACAAUUCGCUGCAGGAAUAACAGGAUUGUGAAGAUGUCCAGUCCCAACCUGAACAUCGUGACCUUACUUGGCAGUUGUCUGACUUACAGUAGCGUUUACCUCUUCGGGAUUCAAGAUCGAGAUGCUUUAGCGGGAGGCUCAAUGGAAACUCUCAUUCAGAUAAGACUAUCCAUGCUGUGCAUUGGGACCUCCCUUGUGUUUGGCCCCAUUCUGGGGAAGAGCUGGCGACUCUACAAGGUGUUUACCCAGAGGGUCCCGGACAAGAGAGUGAUAAUCAAAGACCUGCAGCUACUGGGGUUGGUGGCAGCCCUGGUGAUAGCAGACGUGAUCCUGCUUGUGACGUGGGUGCUGACUGAUCCCAUCCAGUGCCUCCAGAUUCUCGGUGUCAGUAUGACGGUGACAGGGAGAGAUGUGUCCUGCUCUCUGACCAGCACACACUUCUGUGCUUCCCGGUACUCUGAUGUCUGGAUUGCUCUUGUUUUGGUAUGCAAGGGCCUGCUGCUGCUAUAUGGUGCCUACCUGGCUGGCCUGACUGACCACGUCAGCUCUCCUCCUGUGAAUCAGUCUUUAACCAUCAUGGUUGGGGUCAACCUCGUAGUAGUGGCCGCUGGGCUUCUGUUUGUGGUCACCAGAUACUUGCACUCCUGGCCCAACCUGGUCUUUGGACUCACAUCUGGAGGUAUCUUUGUUUGCACAACCACAAUCAACUGCUUCAUCUUCAUUCCCCAGCUGAAACAGUGGAAGGCAUUUGAAGAGGAAAACCAAACAAUCAGACGCAUGGCCAAAUAUUUCAGCACUCCCAGCAAAAGCUUCCAUAUGCAGUAUGGUGAGGAGCAGAAUUGCCACACUAGAGGAGAGAAGAACUCCAUGGACAGACUCCUCACAGAAAAAAAUGCUAUGAUUGAAAGCCUGCAGGAACAAGUAAACAACGCCAAAGAGAAGCUAGUGAGGCUGAUGUCGGCUGAGUGUACCUUCGACCCCCCAGAGUGGGCCGUCCCUCCCACCUCUUCCCACAGCAAGAACAGCCUGACUGCAGCCUCUGCCCACAGCCUGGUAGCUCAAGGGCCUUUGGAAUGCCUCUCUGACUCUCAGAAUGAUACCAGUAUAGUUGCCCAGGACUCCCAGAGCACCUCAGUGCCCUCUUCAAGUGUACAAAGCCUGGAGGGGGCUGUGAAAGACACCAGCUCCUCCUCAGGGCAGAAGGAAAAAAUUCCUAACUUCAAAGACUUUUCUGGUCAUUUAAAUUUGGGCUGCAGCCAGAAGCCACAGCCUGAGCAAAGCCGAGGUGCAGAAAGAAGAGACCAAGUACCCAUGAACCCCCACCAGAGUGUCAUACCAGGUGGAGAAGGCCCUGUUCCCCAGAGACAAGGGCAGCUGGAGAACUCAGAGGAGCCCCAAAAGCGGCUGUCAAGGGUCAAUUCAGUGAUCAGGGAGAAGCUUCAGGAAGUCCUGCAAGAUCUGGGCCUGGGCCCUGAGGCUCCUCUCCCCUCUUCCCCAUCUUAUACACAGCAGCCCUGGAAGAACCCCCAGAAGAUUCCCCUCUCCAAGGAGCUGGGCUUCAGCCCGUACAUGGUGAGGAGAAGGCGGGCAGCACUGCGGGCUCGCUCACACUUUCCAGGCUCUAUACCCUCAUAUGUGGGGCAUCAGGCAAAUAGGACUGUAUCUGGGGCACGUGGUGGGCUAAAUGUGCAGAAUAGGGACAGUCUCUGCCUGGAUCCCCAAACUGCUGGUUCCAGGGCACCAAAACCCUCUUCCAGGAAGCCUUCACUAUUCCCAGAUCCACAAGGCAAGCUGGGCACCCUGGAGGGCAGCAAACAAAGCCAGACAGAGCCCCAGGGUACCAGAGGGAGCCAGGCAGCCUUUGCUCACCAGCCUUCUGGCUCUGACCAAGCACAGCGUCCUGCCGCCCCACACCUAUCCAGAGCUUCACCAGACGUGCCUGAGCAGCGGCAGCUGCUGUCCCUGGGAUUCCCAGACCGUCCAUCCAUGUCUUCUCCGUGCAACUACCUUGACACUGAGUCCAGCAGUUCAGAUGAGUUCUUCUGCCACUGCCACCGGCCCUACUGUGAAAUCUGCUUCCAGAGCUCCUCUGAUUCCAGUGACAGUGGCUCAUCAGACAGUGACCCUGACCCUGCUGGGGGGCUGGCUUCCUGGGAAAAGCUGUGGGCCCACUCAAAGCCUAUCGUGAACUUCAAAGAGGACUUGAAACCCACACUGGUGUGAAAAGCAGCAGAGUGGGUGUGGAUAUAGAGGUUGGUCCAGGACAAGCCAUACCAAUGCCUGUAGGAGGAAGGCCAGUUCUGGCCUUUAGGGAACAGACCAGUGCCCUGAACUGAUCAAGCUUUUACCAUGUUUCAGCUAUGCUCACUUGAGUACUGUGUUACCUUGAGCACUUCUUGAUCUAUAAAAUGAGGGGGGUUGCCUAUCUUGUUACUACCUCACAGCAUUCCUAUAAAAGACUCCAGUGACCGUAAAAGAUAACUUCUCGAUAAAAGGUGCUAAGUGAGAACAGAGGGUUUUCUGUCCUGGUCAGCCUGUAUUCUACAAAACUCUUAAUAUAUACUAGGUGGGUCACUAUAUGGACUAUACAGAUGGAAACAUGGAAGGAAAAUUUGUGCAGAACCAGAGUUGUAGACAGCGACCAAUCAAACUGGCCUUCUGAUGGACAGGCCUGCUAAGAAGAUAGGUCUCUUACGUUCUUGGGUGCCCCACUCUUGGCAGGGGAUGGUUUUACUUCUGCUGAAGCUUGUGAACACCACCACCCUAAUUUCCAGCUUCUGGCCAGCCUCGGCUCAGAGCCACCUUUACACCACUAUUUGGUGUACAUGUGUUUCCACCAUUAUGGCAUCUCACCAUCAUCCCUGAGACUGUCAGGUCUCCAUGUGCCCAUAGGCUACCCAGAUCUCACUCCUGACCUCGGAUAACACCAGAGGCCCAGACUGUCUCCUGGUCCCUGUGGCCCUUCCCUUUGACUCUACCAGGGGUACAGUUUUGUACUGGGGGUGUAGGAUCACAAAAUGAUGGUUUCUGAUGGGGUAGGAGAGGUCCUAUUUGCCAAGAGGUAUUUUGGGGGCCAUUGGAAUUACAUGACCACCAACGGCUACAUAAACCUGGAAAUAGAAGAUGGGAAAAUACAAAGGAAGAAAUGGGGGAGAGGCAGGAAAGAAAAUAGGCUUUGAAUAUUUAACUUGAGUCUGGCAUGGUCCUCGGCAAUAUAAAAUUUCAGUAAUUCCUUAUUAUAUCCCUGUGCAGUAGGUGCUCUCGUUCCCAUUUUACAGAUGGGGAAUUUGCAGCUUAGAGAGCUGAGGUCACUUCCCCAGACAUCACACUGCUAGAGAGUGGCUCGUGCGUGACUUGCCCUCAGUUCAUGGGACUCCAGGUUGGUAGAUUUCCCUGAGGACACAUCUCUUCACUCAUUCUCCUGAGAGAGUCUGGCAGCGCUUGGCAGGCCAGACAAUAAAGCAAGGGUAGUGUAGGGAAGCUGAGAGAUGCUCACCCUGCAGUUCCAGAUCACAAAACUGGGUUCCUGGCCUCAGGUAGCAGCCCUCCACUUCUCACUGCCCCAGGGGCCCACCCGCAUCUCCCAAGGGAGCCAGGGAGUUGGUGAAGAGUGAGUGCCAGGAACUUAACCACCACCAGUGCCACAGGGAAAGCACUGGUGGGUCCACUUUGCUUUAAGCGAUUGUUGUUUACAGGCCGUCCCCUGCCCCCACCCACUGUGUGUCCGUCUUUGUGUAUACACAUUUGUGUGCAGGAGUUUGGGCCUCAUUAGAAAAGCUUGGAGCAGGGGCACUUGGUUCCAAAUCUCUCCCAGAAGAUUUAUCCUGAACGCUCAGGGCUGCCAACACCUCGGGAAUCUCCGGACACUGGACUGGGAAGCCCUCCUGGUAGCACAGAUUCCUCUAUCGUUUACUUUUAAAUACAAAUGUCAUAACUUAUUCUGUGUGUGGGUUUGUAGCUUCCACCUGUGCUGUUUGUAUGCUGUCCAAACAACCCCUUAAUAAAUAAGAAAUGUCUCCCCAAACAAGUCUCUAGAAAUUAUAGUCCCGUGCUGCAGAGGAGAGGAACAGAGAAGCCUCUGUGAACCACCAAGGGAGUGGACACGAAGCAGCCACCAGAGUUGCCACUGGCUCAGCCCAGGUUCCAAGUAGAUCUUCUGCCAAACUCACAUUUGUAACAGAUUCUUCUGUGGUCUCCCUGUGCAGCUUUCUAUCCCAGAAACACCUGCCCCAGUGGAGAGAGAAAACUCUGGAGACCCUUGACUCUUCCCCCCCCCCCCCCCAUGGUGGCGGGUCCUGUGGUUGGGCUUUAGCUUCUUUCAUUCUAGUAUGUCACCUCUAGAAGUCUAUCACUCACUUAUGUGGACUAUGCAUGCUCUAAACCUGGCAAUCCCUCUAGCCUUCUCACUCUCUCUGCGACUAUACCGUCAGUCCCAUCACUUGGCACUUCCACACCUCCAUCCCUCUUCUAUCUAGAAUUUCUUUCUCCACUUUGUGCACCUUGUGAAUUAUUCAUCUUUCAAGACUCAGGUAGAGUCUUGAACACCCCCAAAGGGAAUGGACUGAUCCCCUAGUUAAAGGAUAUUUUGGGGUCCAUAUUUUGAACUCCACUAUAUAGAAACUUCUAUUAUCCAUUUUACCUAGAAUGAUUUUGUAACCUUUGAUAGACUUGAUUGAAGAGAUGGAGAAUCUACCCUGAAUUUUCCUUUUUUGUCAUUUGGUUUAAAAACUAUGUGCCAAAUAUCAUGACAGCCCCCAGAUACUGUCUCCAAAUCUAUUGUUUACUCUGUGUACCCACCCCCACUCUUCACCAGCUCCUUUCCUAAAUCUUUUACCCCAAACCAGAUAAUCCAGUGACAAAAUUCUUAAAAGGAUGAGUGUGUCAUGACUUUUGGAUGCUCUUGACUGUUAGGCUCUUGAGGAAAGGGCAGUAACUUGUGCAAAGGAAUCCUGGAGAAGGAAAUGUUGCUUCUGCUACUAUGCUCUGGAUUAGAUAUAUCUAUUGGUUUUAAGGUCUGGCAUGGAGCCAGACCUGAUUCUGACCCAGGCAUAUGUUGUUCUGCUGAUUGAAAUCUUGGGGUUGGAGGUGUCCAUCCUGAUUCCAAAGUCUAUUCCUGUCUCUUGGCCUGUGACAAACUCUUUCCUUAAAGGAUCGACUUGGCCUUCCUGGAGCUCAUAGCAGAGAAAAAAGCAUCAGAAUGUAGGAGGCUUGUUUUUAAAGAACCAUAUCAUUUCUAAAAUCGUAAAGAGAAAAGUCAAUGUAAGUUCCACAAAAUCUCUUCUGUGUCU
Acinonyx jubatus (cheetah) is the source of this 6294-nucleotide messenger RNA. RefSeq names its product G protein-coupled receptor 156 (gene GPR156). The record is from RefSeq and is a predicted model, not a curated record. Gene Ontology annotation, cellular component: G protein-coupled receptor heterodimeric complex; membrane. The coding region runs from base 800 to 3229 and encodes 809 amino acids. Lineage: Eukaryota; Metazoa; Chordata; Mammalia; Carnivora; Felidae. Gene Ontology annotation, molecular function: G protein-coupled GABA receptor activity. Gene Ontology annotation, biological process: gamma-aminobutyric acid signaling pathway; G protein-coupled receptor signaling pathway. The transcript is spliced from 12 exons.